AUGUCAUCAACACAGGAGACUUUAAUAUCCAGAUUGACGUCUCUAAAUAUGCAUAUCACAUACAAUUAGGCAUUCCGAACUCAACGUUGAGACAUUGUUUCCUGGUAAAGAAAUUUCCGCAUGCAUUCUUCCCUGCUCUUCCUGUCAUAGAUCAUAUUCUUCCGUAUACGUACCUAGACCUUUCUUACGCACAAAGCAGAUUAAAGACUAUUUGGAGCAACUGCAUGCAUCUGAGAGGAGAGAAACACAGGAUCAAAGAGAAGACUAUUACCGUUAUGUGGAGCGAAGGAAUCAAUAUUGAUGUAAGUAUAUACAAUACAGCGACAAGUACAGUUGCGGCAGCUACUGCUGGUGUCGACCGGUCGCCACAUUCGUGUCCACAGUUACAUCCGCUUGUUUCAUUAUCAACCUAG
This is a messenger RNA of Paraglomus occultum, 413 nucleotides long. The record is from the annotation of a GenBank genome assembly. Lineage: Eukaryota; Fungi; Glomeromycota; Glomeromycetes; Paraglomerales; Paraglomeraceae.